Molecule: messenger RNA, 2304 nt
Organism: Panicum hallii
Lineage: Eukaryota; Viridiplantae; Streptophyta; Magnoliopsida; Poales; Poaceae
Exons: 7
Coding region: 390-1961 (523 amino acids)
Source: RefSeq, a predicted model, not a curated record
CUCGCAGGAGAAAUUUGGAAGGCAGUGUGCACGCCUCGGAAGAGAUUUCCGGAUCGUUGCCAUCUCCUUGUUCGUGAUUAGUCGUUUGCAUCCCUCUCUAUAUGCUAGAUUGAGAGAAAAUUCUCCUGUAAUAAGGGCAAAGGCUUUACGUGCGGUAGCCGCUGGUCACUACCAAUGGGCCAUAGGCUGACCCGAUGAUUGGGCCGGAGCAGACCAGAUGAUUGGGCCGGAUGUGACAGCUUGCCCCUUCCUCCGGCGGCCGGUCGCACCAGCCUUGUACGCCUAGCAAGAGCGCCACCCUGCAGCUUCGCCCGACGCACGACUGGUUCAUUGAGAUGACCCUCCGGUGGCCGGUGCUCUUGGUGAUUUAUCCAAGCUUAAACUAAGUAAUGUCGAUAUCACCGGGAUCACCAUGGCGAGGUGGUGCUGCAUUCUUAUCGCAACCCGUGACCGAAGACGAUGAAAGAGCAGCUGAGUGCGUGGUGGAAACAAUUUACUAUUUCAAUGUCAGGUGCCCAGUUGGAACACCUUUGCCUGACAUUGAGUACAGAAGUAGUGAUGGAGAAAUAGAUAUCUUGCGCCACGUAUUUAGAUGGGAUAGAGCCCCAUAUGACUUUGUCUUUCAACAUGGAUUUGAAGCCAGGCGUCAAGAAAACACUCCAGAUAGCGUGUUUUACAAUCUGGAGCGAUAUGUGAAUUCGGGUGGGAGGCCUCUUGACAUUCGGAGGGACACAACUCAUGGCUUUGUUAGCACAACCAUAAGCAGUUCCUGGUUUCCUCCUGUGAAUAGUGGCACUGUAGACCGUGUAUAUCGUUAUGAGAUAUAUGCUCCUGGAGGAAUCUUGGUCUCUGAAACAUUAGGUGACCUUUAUCGCUACCCUGCUCAAGACGAGGUUGCUUUCCCUGCCGGCAUUGCUCCUCAAUAUAUUCGAUCUGCACAACUCUUUGAGCUCGCGAAUGACAGGAGGUAUACAAGACGUACCCGAGUGAAUAAUGUUCUAUACAUAAACUCGCACUUCAAUCCUCAGUCACAUCCACCAAGGGAACUCAAAAUCCAGUACCCGGUAUCUCGUUACAAUGAAAAUGGAGAGACUAGAAAACUAGAAAUUCAAAUGGUGCCAGAGCAGCGACUGCAGAAGCGUUCGAUGGACACAAAUGACGAUGAGUUAGUUGACUAUUACACAGAGGAAGUGACGGAUGUUGACUACUACAUCGAUUCAGCAUUCCGCUCUACGCGGAGAAAUGAAGCUUAUAUCUUCAUCAAAGGGCAGUAUGUUCUCAUCAAUUAUGCUCCUGGAACAACAGGUGACAGGGUCGUAAACGGCCCACAUUUCAUAGGGAGUAGCUUCCACUCUCUUGUGGGUACUGUUUUUGCAGAAUAUGGAAUAGAUGCUGCUUUUGGGUGCCAUGAUCGUGAUGAUAACGAAGCAAUGAUCUUUUCUGGGAAUCUUUCUGCUAGGAUAAACUAUGCACCAGGGACAACUGAUGAUUGGAUAAUUGAAGGCCCUAAAACCAUUAGACAGAAAUUUCCCUUCUUCAAGGGGACCCAUUUUGAGGGAGGAAUAGAUGCUGCAUUUGAAUCCACUGUGACAGGAGAAGCUUACCUAUUUAAAGGUUCAGAGUAUGCUCUCAUUGACUACUCUAAGCCAAGCCUCAUCGCUAUGCGUCCCAUAACUGAGGGGUUUCAGUGCUUACGCAACACCAUAUUUGAAAGAGAAAUUGGAGCCGCCUUUGCCUCGCAUGUAGAUAACGAGGCUUAUCUGUUUAAAGGUAACAGCUAUGUGCUCCUACACUUUACGCCCGGGGAAACGAAGGACUAUAUUAUAAGUGGACCCAAAGAGAUUGUUCCUGCAAAUUGGCCCUCGUUGAACGGAAUCCUGCCUCAGAAAAACAUAGGGCUUGAUAUUUUCUAUGAGUUUCCUCAACCUGAAAAGCAGCACCGCGACCAUGAUGAGUUAUAAAAUACUUCAAAACAUUCAUGCAUGUCGGGCAAGCCAAUAUCUGGGUUUGAGUCUGCAUUAGUGCAUGAAUGUGUAAUGAUAAUGAGCAAGUAAAAUAAUGGGAGAGUGCCUGUGUGAAUGUGUCACUUGUCAGAAGCUGCAAAAUCACUUAUGUUUUUGAAAGCUUCGUCUGGGUUUGAGUCUGCAUUUCUGUGUGCAUGUUUAAUUACUGAGCUAGUGAAAUAAAGGGGGAGUGCAUGUGUGUAAAUAUCACUCGUCAGUCGGUCUACGGACUUGUUUUGUAAUUUAGAUCUUUCCAAGGGUUCUAUAUGUAAAAUGAGUGUUCUGUUCCACUUUUAAUAUA